This is a messenger RNA of Penicillium daleae, 2058 nucleotides long. Its product is annotated as glutaminase family protein. Lineage: Eukaryota; Fungi; Ascomycota; Eurotiomycetes; Eurotiales; Aspergillaceae. The record is from RefSeq and is a predicted model, not a curated record. Bases 1 to 2058 code for a protein of 685 amino acids. The transcript has 2 exons.
AUGUUGUGGUCUCACGCCGGGAAGGCCAUUGCCCUGGUGGUCUCGUGUUGGGCGUCGACGAGUGAUGCCAUUACAUACUCUCCGUUGAAGCCUCCAUCAUAUCCAUUGGCUGUACGGAGCCCAUAUCUGUCAGCGUGGAUCCCCGGUAAUGAAGUCGCGUCACUUUCCUCCAACAACGCGCAAUUCUGGGCCGGCAACAAGCUGAUUUGGUCAGUCAUCGCUCGAGUCGAUGGGGUCGCGUACAAUUUGUUUGGCGUGGCCAGCCCUCCCAGUGGCACCCAGUCCGCCACCGUCACCGAGGCGACUUACACCUCCACUCAUUCCACGUUCACCGUGACGGCGGGAUCGCGCGAAUUCACUCUCGACUUCUUCUCGCCGGUAUCGCCCAAGAACUAUCUGCGGCAAUCCCUGCCCUUCUCCUACCUCACGGUGACCCUUGCCGCGGGGGACUCGAGUUCGGUGCAGGUUUACUCGGAUAUCGACUCGAGCUGGACCGGUCAGACCAGCGACUCCAGCUGGAGUUACUCCACCAGCGGAUCAACGGGCAUCUUUCAAAUCGAGUCGGUCGGCGCGACCACUUACUCGCAGAAUAGUGACGGCCAAGCUCUGUGGGGCAGCGCCGUCUACGCCACCCGUCCCUCCAGUUCCUCCUCGCUCUCCACUGCCUCCGGCCCGUCCCUAAGUGUGCGGGAGUCGUUUGUCAACAAUGGCAACCUCACGGGCAACCACGCCAGCUGGAGUUCCACAGGCGUCGUUGCACACGCGCAUGAUUUGGGAACGACGGCAGACGAGUCCACGGUGACUUUUGCAAUCGGUCACGUGCGAGAGGAGUCGAUCAACUUUUUGGGCGACGCGCAAACGGGCUACUACCGAGCCACUUACUCCAGCACGGUGGAUGCAGUUGUGCACUUCUUGGACGACUAUAAUGAUGCCAAUGCCGAGUCGGUCAAGUUUGAUAACCUGAUUCAGGAUACGGGUACGUCCAGUUAUGGGACCAACUACUCGGACAUCCUGGCAUUGUCAGUGCGACAAGUCUACGGAGGCAUCGAGGUGACCAUUCCGAAUGACUCGCUGGACACGAGCGAAACGCGUGCCUUCAUCAAGGAGAUCUCCAGUGAUGGGAAUAUCAACACGGUCGAUGUCAUAUACGCGACAUUCCCGAUAUUCUACAUACUGAGUCCUGAGAUUAUCAAAUUGCUCAUUGCCCCCGUGUUCGAGUACAUGGGCACGAGUGCCUAUACCAAGCCAUACGCAGUGCACGAGAUCGGUGCCAACUACCCCAAUGCGACAGGCCACCCGUCAGAUGGCGAGGAGAUGCCAGUCGAAGAGAGCGGUAACGUGAUAUUCCUCACUUAUGCCUACCAGGCGGCCACUGGCGACACCGACCUGGCAACCAGGUACUCGGCCCAGCUGAAACAGUACGCCGACUAUCUCUACCAGAAUGGACUUUACCCCGCGUCCCAGCUGUCCCUGAACGACGCACUCGGCGAACUGGGAAAUCAGACCAACUUGGCUGUGAAGGCUGCCGUGGGUCUGGCUACUUAUGGUGCCCUGUCUGGCCAAAGUAACUACACUUCUGCCGGCAAAGAGUUUGCUGACAAGAUCUGGACGGAUCGCCUGGGGACGGAUGCUGAUGGCACUCAGUUCUUGAUCCAGUAUGGAAUCGACCCGUGGUUCCUCGUUUAUAAUCAUUAUCCAGACCUGCUGUUUGGUCUGAACGCCUUCCCAGAUGAGGCCUACAAUGCCACUGCUGCAUUUUACCCGAGUGUACGCAGCGCAGCUGGGGUGCCUUUGGACGGGUCCAUCGGCUGGGGCCAAACGAAUUGGCAGUCCUUUGUCGCUGCUACCGUGAGUGGCGAUACCCGAGAUGUUCUAAUCAGUGACUUGCACACGUAUAUAUCGAAUGGUCUGAACUCGGCGCCUUUCUGCGACCGGUAUUGGGUUGAGGACAGCGGGAGCUUUGUGGCGGGCCAGGAAUUUUCAUUCCGCGCGCGGCCCACGCUGGGCAGUCAUUUUGCUUUGGCGGCCUUGUCUGGUGCUAACAUUUGGUCUUCUUGA